AUGGAAUUAGAAGACGGUUUUGACGAUUUACUUGCCCAAAUCAGUGAGCCAACAUCUCCAAAGCAAGUAAAACUUGAAUCCGAAACUCCACAGCAAGUUCAGCCAGGAACAUCUAAGGAGCCUGUUUCUAAGCCGGCUUCUUCUAAGACACACUGUGUGUUAGUAAAUCAGAAACAGAGAGGAAAUCCAGUACUAAAGUUUAUAACAAGUGUUCCUUGGGAGUACGAUGAUAUAAUUCCCGACUAUGAGGUGGGUAAGACAAUAUGUCUGCUCUUCCUGUCACUGCGGUACCACAACAUGAAUCCAGAUUACAUACAUAACCGGAUCAAGGAACUUGGGAAGAAAUAUGAACUUAGGGUUCUAUUAAUACAGGUAGACCUCAAAGAUCCACAUGUAGUAUUAAAAAAUUUAACAAGAAUAUGCUUGCUGACGGACUUAACUCUAAUGUUGGCAUGGAAUCCAGAGGAAGCAGCCAAGAUUAUUGAAAAUUACAAGAUUUAUGAGAAUAAGCCACCUGACAGGAUCAUGGAGAAGAUCGAAAAUGAUCCUCAUCAAAAGGUUGUAAAUGCCUUAACAACAAUAAAACCAGUGAACAAAACGGAUGCUAUGACUUUAAUAUCAAUUUUUGGAACAUUAGAAAAUAUAAUAAAGGCGUCGGAAACUAGAUUAGCCGAGUGUCCAGGAUUUGGCGCGACGAAAGCUAAAAAGCUCUACAAGGCAUUGCAUGAACCGUUUUUAAAAAGAGGUAACAUUAAUAAGAAUAAAAAUAUCAAUGAUUUCGAGGGAGAUUUAAGUAUAGAAGACAUUGAAAAGUUAGAAAGUGAAGUAGAGAAAGAUAAUGAAGUCAAACAACAGAACUGUGAAGAAAAUCCUACAGAAAGCUGAUGCAACUUAUAGCUACUAGAUGGCACUAGUGCCAUGUAUCGAAGUAUUGUUUUAUCAUAAAUUAUUGUGGGUACUUCAAGUGUGUAAAAUCAAACGCAAUGAAUCAAUUAUGUGAAUAAAUUGUAAAUGUAAUAAUGCAUAAAUAAGGCUCAACACUAGAUCAUUAUAAUAUUAACAACUUUAUUUUCUAAGGAAAUGUGUUGUUAAAUAGUAAUCUUCUAUUUUGAAUUUUUAUAAUGUUAAACCAUGUUUUGUGUGAUAUUUGUGGUUCAUGUUUGUCCGUUGAAUCUGUUGAUACCUACUAUUAUUUAUUUUGUUUUCCAAUACACCGUAGCGGGCUACGCAAUCAAUAAACUGGUUAUAAUGCGGCUAGUAAUUUUUUAUCCUCACCUAAUUUAAAAAAGUUCUUAUCCCAUUACAGUAGAAAGGGAUUGUUUUUAAGAGUUCCUUUUUUUGGUAUCGUAUAUCGAGGGACGCUCGGCCGUUCCGCGCUUGAACCGCGACAGCGCGGUCGCGGCCGUCGAGUUCAAAAUAAAAUAAUCAACAGCGAACCGGCUCCGCUCGUGGUUGGACGCGCGUUGCUGUGCCUAGCGCUCUCUCGCCUGCCGGUACCGACGAAAUAAAUAAACAUUUGGCGGGAAAGUUCUAAUUCAAAAUUCGAAUGUGAUUUUUGUUUCAUCCGAUAUUUUUAUCAGACUUUUUUUUUGUUUUGUG
Messenger RNA from Spodoptera littoralis (African cotton leafworm), 1599 nucleotides. NCBI's taxonomy places the organism in Eukaryota, Metazoa, Arthropoda, Insecta, Lepidoptera, Noctuidae. The record is from the annotation of a GenBank genome assembly.